Merops nubicus (carmine bee-eater) is the source of this 1364-nucleotide messenger RNA. RefSeq names its product pyruvate dehydrogenase complex, component X (gene PDHX). Gene Ontology annotation, molecular function: dihydrolipoyllysine-residue acetyltransferase activity. Gene Ontology annotation, cellular component: pyruvate dehydrogenase complex; mitochondrion. The record is from RefSeq and is a predicted model, not a curated record. The annotation marks the transcript as partial. Gene Ontology annotation, biological process: pyruvate decarboxylation to acetyl-CoA. The transcript has 10 exons. NCBI's taxonomy places the organism in Eukaryota, Metazoa, Chordata, Aves, Coraciiformes, Meropidae.
GUACACCUGGUAUUAAAGUUCUCAUGCCUGCACUUUCUCCUACAAUGGAAGAAGGCAACAUUGUGAAAUGGUUAAAAAAGGAAGGUGAACCAGUGAGUGCUGGAGAUGCCUUGUGUGAAAUUGAAACAGACAAAGCAGUGAUAACCAUGGAAUCAAGUGAUGAUGGCAUACUGGCCAAAAUACUGGUGGAAGAAGGAAGGAAAAAUAUACGUUUGGGCUCACUAAUAGCUCUGCUGGUGGAGGAAGGACAGGACUGGAAGCAAGUUGAGAUACCAGCUGAUGCUAGUGAUCCAUCUCCUGUGUCUCCACCAGCAGCCACGCUGACCUCGGCUCCUCCAGCUCCUUCAGUUUCAGCCCCUCCUAAAGUGGAACAGCAACCUGGAAAACUGCAGAUUCGCUUCAGUCCUGCAGCUCGCCACAUUCUGGAGACACAUGGGCUGGAUCCAAGCACUGUGACCCCCUCUGGGCCUCGAGGGAUCUUCACUAAAGAGGAUGCUCUCAAGCUUCUGCAGCAGAAGGGCAAACCCAGCGAAUUGAAACCUGUGGCUGCUCCAGCUCCAGCCCAGCCUACUGCAGUGCCUUCUGCUUCCCAGGCAACAGCUGUGGCUUCUCCUUAUCCAAGACCAGCAGUUCCACCAGCUUCCACACCAGGACAACCUGCUGCAGUGGGCACCUUCACAGAAAUUCCAGCUAGCAACAUCCGAAGAGUUAUUGCUAAGAGAUUAACAGAGUCUAAAACUACUAUCCCUCAUGCCUAUGCUGCUGCUGACUGUAACAUUGAUGAGAUUUUGAAAUUAAGGAAAGAACUGGCCAAAGAUGACAUUAAAGUCUCUGUAAAUGAUUUUAUUAUCAAGGCAACUGCAGUUACACUGAAGCAAAUGCCAGAUGUGAAUGCAACCUGGGAUGGAGAAGUCUGCAGGCAGCUGCACUCCAUUGACAUUUCUAUUGCUGUGGCAACAGACAGAGGUCUCAUUACCCCAAUCAUAAAAGAUGUGGCUGCCAAGGGAAUAAAGGAAAUUGCUGCCUCUGCAAAGGCUUUAGCAAAGAAAGCAAGAGAUGGAAAACUGUUACCAGAAGAGUACCAGGGAGGAUCCUUUAGUAUCUCCAACCUAGGCAUGUUUGGCAUCAAUGGUUUCACUGCAGUGAUAAACCCUCCUCAGGCCUGCAUCCUGGCUGUGGGCAGAGCAAGGCCAGAGCUCAAGAUUGUGCAAGAUGAAGAAGGGAAUGAGAAACUUAAGCAGCAUCAGCUCAUGACAGUGACUCUUUCCAGUGAUGGUCGGGUGGUAGAUGAUGAACUGGCCUCUAAAUUUCUGGAGACUUUGAAAGCCAACAUAGAGAAUCCCAUGCGACUUGCCUUGUGUUAA